ACACAACUUGGAGAUCUCUUUUGUUCUCAGAUGCUUCUUUCCUUCCGGACGCUCAUUUUUCUCGCUUCAGCGGCGCGGAUCGUCUCCGCCGCGACGGUUGGGCCCGUCGGCUCCCUCGUAGUGGCUAACAAGACAAUCUCUCCCGAUGGUAUUCCCCGAGCCGCUGUGCUGGCCGGGGGCACCUUUCCUGGCACUCUCGUCACCGGCAACAUGAGCGACAACUUCCAGCUCACGGUCGUCGACCAGCAAGAGGACAACCGCAUGCUCGAGCCAACAUCCAUCCACUGGCAUGGACUGUUCCAGAACGGGACAAACUACAUGGACGGUCCUGCGUUCAUCAACCAGUGCCGCUCUGAACAGGAAUUGCACAGAACGUACUGGUAUCACUCUCACCUUGCCACCCAGUACUGCGACGGUCUGCGUGGCGCAAUGGUCAUCUACGAUCCCGCAGACGCGUAUCUCUCCCAGUACGACGUCGACGACGAGUCGACAGUGAUCACUCUGUCCGACUGGUACAACGUUUUCGCAGAGACCGUGACCGGCGUUGGCACGCCCUCUUCGAUGCUCAUCAACGGUCUCGGACGCACCGCUGCGACGCUCGACAACACAACCCUCGCUGUGAUCAACGUUACGCAAGGCCUGCGCUACCGCUUCCGCUUGGUCAACACCGCUUGCGACUCGAACUACGUGUUCCAGAUCGACGGCCACACCAAUCUCACCAUCAUUGAGGCUGACGGCGUUCUGCACGAGCCGUUGAGCGUCGACUCGAUCCAGAUCUAUGCGGCCCAACGCUAUUCGUUCAUCUUGACCGCUGACCAGGCUAUCGACAACUACUGGAUCCGCGCCAACCCGAACACCGGUCCCACCGGCUUCACCGGCGGCAUCAACUCUGCGAUCCUCCGCUACGUAGGAGCCAACGCAUCGGAGCCUACUACUUCGCAAGACACGUCGACCAACGGCCUGAUCAACGAGGUCGACCUGCACCCGCUGGUGAACCCUGGUGCCCCCGGUGGCGCGUUCAGCGGUGGUGCUGAUGUGCAGUUGAACAUGGCGUUGGCGUUUGACCUGACUUGUUUGGAGUGUCGCCAGAGGUUCCGCAGGAGUGCCGCGGUGUGCUGUGGAGUCUGCGGCACACUGUUCUGGAGUGCCGCAGGAGUGGGAUCUCUAUCGCUGCCGCCGACGACAACGGCGUCUGGAGUAGUCCCGCUGCCUGCGCGAAUCAUUCCCACGUCCAUCAACAUCUCAGCCGACGUGGACAGCAUGUUGAUCGUUGUCGUUGUCGUCGAGAUCAAUGAUGUGGAGUAUUUGGAGUACCGCAGGACCCCUCCGACUGGAUCACUGAUAAUCUCCCAGACGACGUUCAAGUUCACGAUCAACGGCGACUCCUUCGUUCCACCCACUGUUCCUGUCCUGCUCCAGAUUCUGUCCGGCGCCGAGUCCGCGCAGUCGCUGCUGCCCAACGGCUCGGUGUACUCGCUCCCGCACUUUGCGUCGGUCGAAAUCACGCUCGCGGGCGGUGUGGUUGGUGGCGGCCACCCAUUCCAUUUGCACGGACACACCUUUGAUGUCAUCCGGGCUGCCGGAAGCACGACCUACAACUACGUGAACCCGGCCCGCCGCGAUGUCGUCAACAUCGGAGUCGCUGGCGACAAUGUUACGAUCCGUUUCUUCACGGACAACCGCGGACCGUGGUUCCUGCAUUGCCACAUCGACUGGCAUUUGGAGGCUGGCUUCGCGGUCGUGAUGGCCGAGGAUGUGGCUGACUGGGAGUCUGAGCUGAUUCCUACUUCCGAGUGGAACCAGCUGUGUCCCACCUACAACGGCACUGCCGGCCUCGAUCACGUCCCUUGCUGCCUAAGCGUCUGCAGUCUCAUGCAUUGGCUGUUGUACUGUCUUUACUCUGCUAACUUAUUCGAAUAGACUAUAUCCUAGGAUUUAAAAAUGAUCAACUGUUUGCAGCGCUGAAA
Messenger RNA from Mycena citricolor, 1967 nucleotides. The record is from the annotation of a GenBank genome assembly. Lineage: Eukaryota; Fungi; Basidiomycota; Agaricomycetes; Agaricales; Mycenaceae.